Andrographis paniculata is the source of this 3627-nucleotide messenger RNA. Its product is annotated as serine/threonine-protein kinase Nek6. Gene Ontology annotation, molecular function: ATP binding; protein kinase activity. The transcript has 15 exons. Gene Ontology annotation, biological process: microtubule-based process; protein phosphorylation. NCBI's taxonomy places the organism in Eukaryota, Viridiplantae, Streptophyta, Magnoliopsida, Lamiales, Acanthaceae. The record is from RefSeq and is a predicted model, not a curated record. Bases 580 to 3423 code for a protein of 947 amino acids. Gene Ontology annotation, cellular component: cortical microtubule.
UGACAGCACAGGGAAAGAUACGGUAGACCUGCCCGCAGUGGAUUAUUUUCUCCUGCAUCCAACUCAGGGCUAAAAUGAAGCAAGCAUGGCCGGAUUAGUUGGAAGUUUGCAGAUCAGUGUGGUUAACAGUGGCGUAAGGGUGAGGAUCGGUGAAAUUUUUGUUUUAGUGGAUGCUGUUGGUAGUUUCUCUGUUUUCGGCUGACUGGACGCCUGGAGUUGAUUGCAUUUUGGAUAGUUGUGUGCGGGUUGGUUGAUUAGGACGUUUUGGUGUGGAUUUUGGGUUAUUGGGUUGAUUGCUGGGAGUUUUGUGGUAAUGGUGGUUUGUUUUGGGAUUGAUCUGCGGAUGGGGGGAGAAGUGGCGGGAGAUUGAAGGAAUAGGUUGGUGUGAUCACAUUGUGUGGUAUUAUGUGUGUACGUGGUGUUGGUUGUUUUGCAGUUUGGGUAUUUGGUGAAUUCGGGGAUUACGGCGGCGGGGAUUUCCAUUGUUGAGAUCUGUAUGUCUGUGGGGGGUGAAGUGGUGUGAAUUUCGUGGAGUUGAGUAGGGGACAAGAAGUGGUUGGGAUUUGAGAUUGGGGCGUGAUGGAAUCGAAAAUGGAUCAGUAUGAGAUCAUGGAGCAGAUUGGGCGUGGAGCUUUCGGAGCUGCCAUUUUGGUUAAUCACAAAAUGGAAAGGAAAAAGUAUGUGCUUAAGAAGAUCCGAUUAGCUCGGCAGACAGAAAGAUGCAGAAGAUCAGCUCAUCAGGAGAUGGCAUUAAUUGCUCGAAUACAACAUCCUUACAUUGUUGAGUUCAAGGAAGCUUGGGUGGAGAAGGGUUGCUACGUAUGCAUAGUUACUGGCUACUGUGAAGGAGGGGACAUGGCUGAACUAAUGAAAAAAGCCAAUGGCCAGUAUUUCCCGGAGGAGAAAUUGUUAAAGUGGUUCACUCAGCUCCUGCUGGCAGUUGAGUAUCUUCAUUCCAACUUUGUUCUUCACCGGGACCUCAAGUGCUCAAAUAUCUUCCUUACCAAAGAUCAAGAUGUUCGUCUAGGUGAUUUCGGACUUGCUAAAACUUUGAAGGCAGAUGAUUUAGCUUCUUCGGUAGUUGGAACUCCCAAUUACAUGUGUCCCGAACUUCUUGCUGACAUCCCUUACGGAUUUAAAUCUGAUAUUUGGUCUCUUGGUUGCUGUAUGUAUGAAAUGGCUGCCCAUCGUCCUGCAUUCAAAGCUUUUGACAUGGCGGGACUAAUAAGCAAGAUUAAUCGAUCCUCCAUUGGUCCUUUGCCACCAUGUUACUCCCCAUCCUUGAAAACACUAAUCAAGAGUAUGCUAAGAAAAAACCCCGAACACCGCGCCAGUGCAUCUGAAUUACUGAAGCACCCAUAUCUUCAGCCUUACAUUGAUCUGUACCGUCCAUCUUAUAACAUGGCUGUCGCCAAUUCACCCGAGAAACCUCAUCCCAUGGCUCGUGACAGUCGAAAGAAUAUGGCUGAAAGCCAAAGCAGCAACAGCUCCUGCAGUGACAGAGACAGCUUGAGGUCAAGUGAAAGGAACAUGGUCGUGAAUAAAGACAAUAGAGCAGGUGAUAUCGACUCGGCUUCUGUUGAUGAGGAUGCUGGCCCGAGGCUUCUUGUACCGAGAGAUGGUCUAAAAGGGACAGCAAUUGUCAAGGAACAUGAUGACAGGAAACCAACGAACGAAGAACAGAGGAACAACAGUGAAUUUAAGCAGCCGAAAAUGAUCAAAAACAUUAUGAUCGCUCUGAAAGAAGGAAAAAGCAGAGAAAAUAGUUCGCCGAUGAGAAGCAACCAUGCGAAGCCUGGCGCUUUCGGUUACCAGAGAGGGAGUGUUGAGGCAUCUCCCAGAGUCAGCAAACCAGGUCACCCUAACCAUGUGCUUAAGGGCAAUGCAGAGACACCAAUGGUUGCAUCGGCAAAGGCCAUACCCGAUUCCACCAAGCGAACAUACGCAACAAAUUCUUUGAAACAUCAGUUACCUGCCACGGAUACGCCUCCGAAGACCAAAGCUCGACACGAAGGAAUCCCACCCACCGGUCCCAUGAAACCUUCUGCUGAAGAUGGAUUCUCGAUAAGGGCCAGACAGAAAACACCUCCAACACUCACUAGAAGGCCAUCGUUUCCUGCACGGACACGGCAGGUGGGAUGCGAGACACCUAAUACAAAGACUGGUCCUGAUGAAGCUCGUGAUCCUGAAGCUAUAGAUUCUGUGCCUCAUCGCUCCAAUCCAAGUACAUCGAGAGAUAUUGUCCCGUAUUCCAGGAAGUCGACUGGGGUCGGUUCUAAGAGAAUGUACACAGAGAGCAGCAAUUCUGCAUCAUCUUCGGUAUCCAUCCAAGGAUUUGAGCUAUGCGACGAUGCGUCCACCCCUACAACUGAACAGAUACUUCAUGGCCGUGAAGUGUCCGAAAUUGAAGUCAUUAAUACUACGGAACAUGUUGAAGUUAGCUGCCGAACACCGAAACAGCAAGCUACUGAAGUUGAUAUUAAUGAGUCUACACUGUGCUAUUCUACCCCUUCCUCAUCACACUCGGAAAGACUCGGGAAUUCAUCACUCCACGGGAAUCGCUCCAAGUCUGUCGUAUCUUCCGUCGAAUCGUUUCAAGAACGCUUGGAUGAUAAGGUUAUGCAUGUAGAUGCUCGUGCCGAGAAUAUAGGCUCCCCUGCUGAAAUCAAAGGUAACGAUGCGGCUGCCAUUAUGUCCGACAGCAGGUAUGAUCCCGUAUUCACAUCGAGCAGAGAUGAUAAGGUCACGGAGAAAAAGCUUGUUUCUCCGGAUACAGAAUGCUCCUCGUCAUCCGGCAUUGCCCACAGCUCGUCAAACUUGAUUCCAGAUAAAGGCCUUGUGGUGCAGAAGGGUGUCAUCGAUAAAGCUGUCCCGAGUCACCCCCAACCGGCAUUCGAUGAGGUUAUUCAUGUGAUACGCCACAGUAGCUUCCGAGUUGGCCCUGAUCAGCAUCCGGUGCUGGACAAUCUGGAGCCUCCGAUGGAUGUCGGGAAGCUUAUAAACGUCGUGAGAGAUGAUUUCGACGUGAAAGAUCCAACAUGCUCCGAAACAGCAACUCCCAAAUCAUCCGAAACUGCGCCCCCUCCGCCUGAAAAUUCCAUCACUAAGGAAAUAGACACGGCGGCGAAUGCAAAUACCCCGGAUUCUUCUGAACCAUCAAAACCAAGCCCGCCUCCGCCUCCGCCUCAAGAAGAAGUGCCGGCAAAGGAAACUCUAGACGUGAAUUCGUUCAGGCAGAGGGCGGAUGCGCUUGAAGGACUGCUGGAGCUGUCUGCGGACUUGCUCCAGCAGAACCGACUCGAAGAACUUGCCGUGGUUCUGAAACCUUUCGGUAAGGAGAAGGUUUCGCCGAGAGAUACGGCAAUCUGGCUGGCGAAAAGCCUCAAGGGAAUGAUGCUCGAUGAGAGCGGUCGGAAUUCGUAAUCACACACAGAGACAGCUCAGGUAAUUCUGAUUCUGCCAUUCUUGAAGUUAUUCUUACAUUACAUUGCAUGCAUAGUUCUAUCCAUAUAAAAAGGCAUUGAAAUCUUUCUUUCUCCUUCUCUUUCACAUUUUGAUCUUUUUCAUUGUGCAAUGAUGUAUAUAGUUGUUGUUUAAAUUCAAGAUUGCUUGUUUAUUUGAUUUCAA